Messenger RNA from Homalodisca vitripennis (glassy-winged sharpshooter), 2397 nucleotides. RefSeq names its product cohesin subunit SA-1-like. Gene Ontology annotation, molecular function: chromatin binding. Gene Ontology annotation, cellular component: cohesin complex; nucleus; chromatin. Bases 263 to 2293 code for a protein of 676 amino acids. The record is from RefSeq and is a predicted model, not a curated record. Gene Ontology annotation, biological process: sister chromatid cohesion. NCBI's taxonomy places the organism in Eukaryota, Metazoa, Arthropoda, Insecta, Hemiptera, Cicadellidae. The transcript is spliced from 16 exons.
UGACAUCCUGACAGAUAAGGACUGUGAGCAUGUGUACGAGUUGGUGUAUUCCAGUCACCGAGCUGUAGCCCAGGCAGCUGGUGAGUUCCUCAACGAGCGGCUGUUUGUACCUGAGGAUGUUGGAGCCACAAUACGGACUAAGCGGGGCAAGAAACGGCUCCCCAAUACACCCCUCAUCCGGGACUUGGUCCAGUUCUUCAUUGAGUCUGAGUUACAUGAACACGGAGCAUAUCUAGUGGACUCUCUCAUUGAGAGCAAUGACAUGAUGAAAGACUGGGAAUGCAUGACGGACUUGCUCUUGGAAGAGCCUGGUAUCCAAGAAGAGCCCCUGGACGACAGGCAGGAGACCAGUCUGAUAGAGCUGAUGGUAUGUUGUGUGCGGCAAGCAGCCAUGGGGGAAGCACCGGUGGGUAGGGGUCCAAACAGAAAGAUUCCGUCAGUAAAAGAGAUCAAACAGGUUCAAGAUGAUAAGCAGAAGCUUACAGAACACUUUAUCUCCACUCUGCCGCCUCUCAUCGACAAGUAUCGGGCCGAUCCUGACAAGCUUGCCAACCUCAUCUCCAUCCCGCAGCACUUUGACUUGGAGAUCUACACAACCUCCAGACAGGAAGCAAAUUUAGACCUGUUGCUGAAGAAGUUACAUCAGGUGGUGGAGAAACACCAUGAUACAGAUGUGCUGGAGACGUGUGCUAAGACACUGGAGGUGUUGUGUACAGACGGCAAUGCUAUCUACACCCGGUGCGAUGUACAGCGCAGUACUCUAGUCGAUACCAUUGUCAACAAGUACAAGGAGGCCAUGGAUGACUGGAACUGCCUCAUCGAAGGGGCUGAAACACCAGACGAUGAUGAGACGUUCAGUGUUGUCAACAGCCUUAAGAAGGUGGCAAUUUUCUACUCUUGUCACAAUCUGGGCAGCUGGAACAUUUGGAGCAGUCUUUUCAAGGAUGUGGUGGAAGCUAAGGAUGGCAACAGAACACUACCGGAAGAGGCGGUGAAGUACUGUAUCUCAGCCUGCUACUUUGGCAUUCUGUGGGACCUGCACCACCUGGAAGAGCUGGCGGAGAGUGGUGCUGAUGCUUGCAAGGAAGUCAAAGUCAAGCUUGUGCAGUUCUUGGAGACUAUGAAGGAGAUGCUCACCAUGGAGAGCAACCAGCUAUACAAGGAGGAGGCAUAUGUGACAAUAUGUGAUCUUCUGGUGGUGUUCUGCAACCAGUUGUUUACUAAUCCCAACCCCCUGCUUGGCGACCUGGUAUAUGAGGCAGACAAGUCACUUCAAGCCAUGCUCAACGACUUCAUCCAGAACAAUGUGUUCGUUUACCAAGAGGAAGGUCGCCCAAAUGAUGAACAAGAUGAACAUUCUAAGAUAGAGGAGCUGCACAAAAGACGCAACUUCCUGGCCUCCUACUGCAAGCUCAUCGUGUACAGUAUGAUGCCAACGUCAUGUGCCGCAGAUGUCUUCAAGCAUUAUGUUAAGUCCUAUAAUGAUUAUGGGGACAUAAUCAAGACAACACUGGGCAAGGCCAGAGAGAUCAACAAGACCAAUUGUGCACGCACCAUGCUGACCAGUCUGACAUCACUGUUCCGGGAGCUGCAGAAGGAGGUGGGCCACCUACGCAUCAAUCGCCAGCUGGAGGAGUUUAGUAGUCUAAAGGAAUUGGCCAAGAGGUUCGCUCUGUCAUUUGGACUGGAUGCUAUCAAGAACCGGGAGGCCAUCACAGCGCUGCAUCGUGAGGGAAUACUGUUUGCUGUAGAGAGAGCCGAAUAUGUGGAGGACCCCACUGGCCCCCCACACAAUCUGGCCUUCCUGGAGAUUCUCACAGAGUUUACCAACAAGCUGCUCAAGCAGGAUAAACGCAUCGUACUGAACUACUUGGACCGUAGACUGACAGCUGGGAUGCCCUCCAGUAGAGGAGAGGAUUGGCAACCGCUGCUGCUUUACAGGAACAGUCUCGUACACGGUGAGACUGACCAACCUCUUGUCACGUCCAAGCGGGCGUACUACCGCAAGAAGAAAGAAGCAGAUGAUGAAAUGGACGAGAUAGAUGAUAUGUCAGACCAGGAAUUCAGUAUGGGACACCUGCCGCCGCUACUGGAAGACAGUACAAAACCCACAAAGAAGCGAAGGAGAGGACCAAUGCCAAGACUGGACUUUGCGGGUGUGCUGAAGGAUGCCGACUCUGAGGAGCAGCAUCACCACAUGACAAUUACAUCGUCACGGCCCCAGCGCCAGUGCGCUCGAUUCGCCUUCAGCUAUGUGGAGCGUGAUGAUGAUGAAGAGAGCAUCAUAAUGUAAACAUAAAUAUGACUCAAUCGAUCCAUUCAAGUUUUGAGAAUUGAUCUAAAACAUUAAUUGUGUCCAUACUGUGAAGAUUAUCUUUGUAUAAUAAGUAUCUUUGA